AUGUCUUCUGAUAAACUCGGUCAAUCUCUCGAUGAGAUCCUUGCUACUCAAAGAGCAUCAGGCACUGGACGUGGUGGACGUGGCGGCGGUCGUCGUGGUGGACGUGCUCCAGGUGGUCGCAACGCCACUGCAGCUCCAGUCGGAGGUGUAUCCAAGAGCAAGAAGCCAGUUAAGGGUGCAGUAAAGCCUGCUCCAGCUGGUCCCUCGGGAGGAAACGCCCCAUCUCGUAUUGUGGUUAGCAACUUGCCAUAUGAUGUGACAGAACAACAGAUUAAGGAAUACUUUCACGAAGCCAAAUUGCACACCAAGAUCGUUCAACUAGUUUAUGGUCCAAAUGGAACUAGCCGUGGCGAAGCCAAUAUCACCUUCCAUCGUCAAGGUGAUGCUGCCGCUGCUGUAUCCAAGCUUAACGGUGUCAAGGUUGACAACAGAUCAUUGAGGGUUCAACUUCUCGUUGAUGCCGAGGCCGCCAGCAUUAUGGAGGAGAAGCUUGCUAAGAGACUUACGGACCGAAUUACAAGCGCGCCAAAAUCGCAACCAAAAUCUGCUGUUUUUUCAAACAAGCCAAACAGCAAGGAUCAAGCUGGGAAGCGAGGAGGAAAGAGAGGCUCCCGUGGUGGUGCCGGUGCCACUAAUGCUCGCCCAGCUAAGAAGAAGACUGCUGAAGAACUCGAUUUGGAGAUGGCCGAUUACUGGGAGAGCGGAAACGCCGCGAAUGCAGAGACCGGUACCGAUGCUCAAGCUACAAAUGCUGCUGCUGAGCCAGCUACCAAUGGAGACGCAAACAUGGAUGACGAGAUCUUGUAA
Molecule: messenger RNA, 807 nt
Organism: Botrytis deweyae
Lineage: Eukaryota; Fungi; Ascomycota; Leotiomycetes; Helotiales; Sclerotiniaceae
Exons: 5
Coding region: 1-807 (268 amino acids)
Biological process (GO): mRNA export from nucleus
Cellular component (GO): nucleus
Molecular function (GO): mRNA binding
Source: RefSeq, a predicted model, not a curated record